AUGAGGGACACCUACGCUGCCACUCUCGCUGCUAGAUCUUUCAGAACACUCAUGUCAAUAUGUGCACGCUUUGGUCUCGAAAUAAAAGGAUUUGACGCCGUUAAUGCCUUUGUCAACGCUAAAAUCGAUGAAGAAAUGUACAUGAAAAUGCCGCCAGGUUAUCGGAAGAGAGGUCUCAUCUACCGGAUCAAUAAAGCCAUAUACGGGCUUCGCAGGUCACCUCUUCUCUGGCAAGAAGAACUAACUGGCACCCUCAAGGACCUUGGAUUCAAGGCCGUUCCUCAUGAACCCUGCUGCAUGCUUCGCUCUGGGAUUAUCCUCUUCUUUUACGUUGACGAUAUUGUACUCGCAUAUAAGAAGGAACGAGAAGCGGAGGCUAACGAGAUUAUGGCCCGUCUGCGGAAAAAGUACAAUAUUACCGGCGGCGAAGACUUGGAUUGGUUCCUAGGAAUGAGAAUAGUUAGGGACCGAGAGAAGAAGCUUAUAUGGCUCAGCCAGGCCACCUAUAUCGACAAAAUCGCCAAGUUAGUUGACUCACACCAGAACGACGAUGUGCCUAUGUCACGAGAGGAACUACUCCCAUACGAAGGCACUGCUGACUACUCGAGUAUUCAUAAAUACCAACGAAAAGUCGGCUCAAUAAUGUACGCUGCUGUGAGUACGCGACCUGACGUUGCUUUCGCCGUCUCAAGGCUUGCGAGAUUCCUCACCAAUCCUGGACCUAAGCACCAUAAAGCUGCCGAUAAAGUGCUCUCCUAUCUCAGACGAUUCCGUACAUAUGCUCUUAAGUUGGGGGGUGGAGACGAUUACACUGUGUCAACAGACGCCUCCUUUGGGGAUAAUACACUUGACCGCAAGAGCUCGCAAGCAUACGUUAUGACUCUUUUCGGAGGAACGAUUGGUUGGCAAGCCAACAAGCAGGAUACAGUAACAACAUCAACUACGGAAGCCGAAUUGUUAGCUCUCGCUCAGGGGGUGAAGGAAGGUAAAUAUAUCCUCCGACUGCUCUUGGAGUUAGAUAUUCGAUUCCAAACACCUACCCUCCACGUUUACUGCGAUAACAAACAGACGCUGGGACUGCUUGAGAAAGAUGCUCCACGAUUGCGUACAAAGCUUCGACACGUUGACAUUCACAACCACUGGGUUCGACAAGAGGUACAGAAGGGAGAUGUCCAAGUGCACUAUAUGUCCACAAAAGAUAUAAUCGCCAACGGCCUCACUAAGACACUGAGCAAGCAGGAGCACCAAAAGUUUCUUAAACAAAUCGGAGUAGAGAAUAUCGACAGCUAUCUAGCUCCUCAGCAAAAGGAUAUAGAGAAACUGGAUUUCGAGGAACUGCUUUCUCUCAACGACAUGCCCGAUGACAUAUGA
Messenger RNA from Talaromyces marneffei, 1371 nucleotides. RefSeq lists its product as uncharacterized. Bases 1 to 1371 code for a protein of 456 amino acids. The transcript has a single exon. Lineage: Eukaryota; Fungi; Ascomycota; Eurotiomycetes; Eurotiales; Trichocomaceae. The record is from RefSeq and is a predicted model, not a curated record.